AUGGCUUUGUUGCAGAAUAUCUCUGAUAACAUUGCUGCUGUUGGUAACAACCAAGAAGAGGAAAUAAAGAAAAUGGAAAGUCCGAAGAAAGCUGAGGUUGAUCCUUUGAAGACCAAUGAAGAGGAUAGGGAAAUUGCAACCAUGGAAACUGAGGAAAUUCCCGAGAAGAAGAGUGAAGAAGCUGGUGAUAAAAUAGAAAAAGAUAUUUCGCGGACUCCAUCCAAAGAGGCAUCUUCUGUGGAAGAAUCAACUGCCAUUGAGUCGGCAGGGAAGAAGCAGUCACCUGUUAAGGAAUCACCUGGGAGAAAAUCGCCCGUGAAAAAAGAUAAUAAGAAGGACGAAAACCAAGAGAACGUUGGUGAAGCAGCAGAACAAGAAGAAGAUGAAGAGGAAGAUGAGAAGUCUGAACAAAAGAAAGGUAUUUUCGACAUGCCAUUAGAAGUGGAGGGUAAACGUGAGCGUCAUAAAGUUGAACGUAUCUCUAUUGGAACUCCAACCGUUAAGAAGGCACCUUCUGAAAUGAAAAUGGGGAACGGUGUACCGCUCGGUGAAAUCGCAUACAUCGACGAUCAGCUCAAAAAACACAGCGCUGAUGAGCUACAAGUUAUGCAUCGUCUGAUUUAUGGACACAUCGGAAAGGCAUCAAUAAUUAGGAGGGAAAUUCGCAAAUUUACUGGAUUCGCCUUCGCAGAGGAUACACCAGAAUUCAAGCAUAAAGUCGCCUUCCUACAAAAACUCACAAUGGAUCAGCUCAAGAUUUUAAAGAAAAUCUUAGGUCUUCAGAGUGGAGCAAACACAAAGGAGGCUCUGGUGACCACUAUCAUGGUGUUCAUGAUGAAAACAGUAGACCAUGAACGUAAAGUGCCAACUAAAAAGCGGAAAUCAACAGCAAAAACACCUUCAACAGCUAAGCGACAAAGGAAAUCGAAGGGAUUGGAUGAUACUGUGGAAGACGACGACGAAGAGGAGGAGGAAGAGGAGAAAGAAAAAGAGAAGGAGAAGGAGAAAACACCUAAGAAGACCCCGAAAAAACCUGCUAGCGCUAGGAAGCCAAGAAAGAAGAAAGAGUCGGAGAGCAAAGAAGCUACUCUGAAGAUGGAAUCCGAGAAUGACCCUGAACCAGCAAAAAACAAAUCGAGGAAGAUAACGAAGAAGAGUAGCGAUGACGACACGAGCUCGAAUACAUCUGAAGAAACCCCACAGGAGAAUAACCCUUCUGAAAAAGACCUAGAGGAUGUUAUUGAAGAGCUGCUUUCGACGUUUGAUUUAGCCCAGGUAAGCAUGAAGCAAAUGUGUCAAGCGGUAAUUGAAAGAUUCCCCGGUACAACCAUCGGCAAUCGCGUCGACUUUCUGAAGUCCAAGAUAAAGCAAGCACUGUCAACUAAGUGA
This is a messenger RNA of Necator americanus (New World hookworm), 1389 nucleotides long. RefSeq lists its product as uncharacterized. The coding region runs from base 1 to 1389 and encodes 462 amino acids. Lineage: Eukaryota; Metazoa; Nematoda; Chromadorea; Rhabditida; Ancylostomatidae. Gene Ontology annotation, molecular function: histone binding; DNA binding. Gene Ontology annotation, biological process: chromatin organization; regulation of double-strand break repair. The record is from RefSeq and is a predicted model, not a curated record. Gene Ontology annotation, cellular component: nucleus. The transcript is spliced from 12 exons.